AUGCAUAUUCAGCAGUUCCAGGAAGCGCUACAGAUGGGCACAUCUGCAUUCAAGCGCAGAGACGAGGCAGGGACCAGGGGGCGGCGCAGCUCCACUGGUCCAGCCAGAGUGUGCACGGCCUGGCCACAGCACCACCACCAAGCCCGGGGGAAGGCACACAGCCCGCCUGCACAGCUCUCCAGGGCCAGUCACCGUGCACAGUGCCACGGGCAGUGUUCAGAGUGGUACUUGAUCAGAGUGGAGUUGACUGUGACAGAUGUAAACGACAAUGUCCCAGAAUGGAGCAUGGUUCCUGCUCCCUACCUUGCUGUGGUUUCACCUGAUGCCCCUGCGGGCUCGCUUGUCUACAAGCUCCAUGCCCAAGACGGGGAUGAAGGCAACAACGGUGAAGUGGAGUACUUCCUGUCAGACGGCGGUGAUGGUCGUUUUGAAGUUGACAGGAAGAGCGGCCAGGUACGGACUACAGGCCUCCCCCUGCAGCGGGACAGGGAGUACCUGCUGACAGUCGUGGCUGCUGACCGGCUGGGCAGCCGCAGUGCCCCUGCCGUUGUCUCUGUGGUUGCUGGAGCCAGGCCGCCACAGUUCUCAAACGCCUCCUUUACUAUGGCUAUACCUGAAAACACCCCUGAAGGACAGCCCUUCCUGGUUACACCUGCUGUGUCCUUCCAGAAGAAACCGAUCAGCUACAGCCUCCUCAUUAAUCCCAGCAGCCUCUUCUCCAUCUCAGCAGAGACGGGUGAGAUCAGUCUGACCCGCCCUAUCGACUACGAGAGUGACCAACAUCGCUACUUGCUGCUGGUGCGAGCAAGCGAGGGCCUGGACAGCAUGAGCAGUGCAGCAGAGGUACGAGUUGUGAUUGUCGAUGAAAACGACUGUGUUCCAGAGUUCCUCCAGUCCAUUUACAGCAAGGAUGGCGUACCAGAGACAGUGACGACAGCGACCUCCCUGCUGCAAGUGUCAGCAAACGACUGUGACUCAGAAGAGAAUGCAGAAUUGACCUAUUACACCCUGAGUCAGGACUUCACCAUUUCCCCUCACGGGACCAUCUUCCCUGUGGGGCCUCUGGACUACGAGAGGCCCAACCAUCUGUACGAGUUUGUUGUGAUGGCAAUAGACAAGGGCGAGGUCCCUCGGACUGGUACAACUACAGUGCGCAUCCGAAUGGCUAAUGUCAACGAUGCGGCGCCUGAGUUCUCCCAACAAGUAUAUCGAACGUUCGUCUCAGAGGACGCGGGCCCCAACACACUUGUUGCCACGGUGCUGGCGAAGGACCCUGAUGGGGACGGAAUCACGUACAAGAUCGCCUCGGGAAAUGAGGAAGGCAACUUUGUCAUUGACAGCCAAAAAGGUUUGAUCCGUUUACGCUCCAGCCCACCCCCUCGCCUCCAGGGUGUCGAAUACGUCCUUAACGUUACAGCAACAGAUGACAAUGCCUCAGGCGGACCUCAGGCCCUGUCAUCCACGGCCCAGGUCAUAGUGGGAGUGGACGAUGUGAAUAACAACAAACCUGUCUUUGAGAAGUGUCAGCAGUACCGAGAGAGCACGUCAGUCCUGGAGAACCAGCCGGCGGGGACGUUUGUUCUGCAGGUUCGCGCUGUGGAUGCUGACGAGGGCUCCAAUGGCAGGGUCACAUACGGCUUCAUGCACAAAGACUCCACCGUUCCCGCAUUCAGCAUACACCCUGACACUGGGGUAAUUGUGACUGCGAGGAAAUUUGACCGUGAACGCCAACGGGAGUAUGCGGUGACGGUGACCGCCACUGACCAGGCAGCCGACCCGCUGAUUGGCAUUUGUCAGCUCAACAUCCUCAUCCUGGACCAGAACGACAACAGUCCCAAGUUCGAAAACAUCCGAUAUGAGUACUUCCUUCGUGAGGAUACCAUGAUCGGGACGAGUUUCUUGCGAGUGGCGGCUCAUGACGAUGACUUUGGCACAAAUGCAGCCAUCAUGUACUCUAUGUCCAGUGAACAGCCGGAGUACCUCAGGGUCAACCCCCUGACGGGAUGGGUUUAUGUCAACCAGCCCAUCUCUCAGAGGACCUACAUCACCAGGGAAAUCAUGGCUACGGACGGAGGGAACAGGAGCAGUUCAGUGGAGCUGGCCGUCACCAUCACCAACGUGAAGAAUCAGCCUCCGCACUGGGAGAAGGACAGCUACAGCGUGGUCAUCCCAGAAAACACUGUCAGAGACACGCCCAUCGUGACCAUCAAGGCCACCUCCCCUCUUGGGGAUCCCAGGGUGACUUACAAUCUGGAGGACGGAAUGGUCCCAGAGACCAACAUGCCUGUUCGCUUCUACUUGACCCCCAACAGAGAGGACGGCUCGGCCUCCAUCCUGGUGGCUGAGCCCCUUGACUAUGAGACCACCAGAAACUUCAUGCUGCGGGUUCGAGCUCAGAAUGUCGCUGCCGUGCCAUUGGCAGCCUUCACCACAGUCUAUGUCAAUGUCACAGAUGUAAACGACAACGUCCCGUUCUUCACCUCCUCCAUCUAUGAGGCCUCAGUCACUGAAGGGGCAGAAACAGGAACUUUGGUUUUCCAGGUGUCAGCCACUGACCUUGACUUAGGUCUCAAUGGCAAGAUCUCCUACUCCCUACUGGUGGACCGCAGUGGGGACCACCAGUAUUUCCGUAUUGACCCGGAACUGGGAUUCAUCUACACUCAGACUGUGUUUGACCGUGAGACCAAAAGCUCCUAUCUGCUGGAGGUUCAGUCUGUGGACGGCUGGGAGUCAGCGCGGCCCGGCAAACAUGGACAGCCCAACUCUGACACGGCGUACGUUCGUGUUUUUAUCAGUGACGUGAACGACAACAAACCAGCGUUUGCGCAGACAUCCUAUAAAGUUGAUGUGGAUGAGGAUGCUGACAUUGGCUUUGCCAUCCUCACUGUCAGUGCCAAUGAUGGGGAUGAAGGUGGAAACGCCAAACUGCGCUACCAAAUCACUUCUGGGAACACAGGAGGGGUAUUUGAUGUGGAACCAGAAGUCGGCACUAUCUUUAUCGCCCAGACUCUAGACUAUGAACAGAACAAAAGGUACAAGCUUCAUGUGCUGGCCUCAGAUGGGAAGUGGGAAGAUUACACCACAGUGACUGUAAACGUGGUCAACAAGAAUGACGAGGCGCCAGUGUUUACUGUUAACGAAUACUACGGAAGCGUAACAGAGGAGCUGGAUGGUUCACCAGUGUUUGUGUUACAGGUAACAGCGUCUGACCCAGAUAAGGAUGCCGACCCAGAGGCCCUGCGUUACUCUCUCCACGGCCAGGGUGCAGAGAGCGAAUUUAUUAUUGAUGAGGUCACAGGCAAAAUCUACGCCCAGAGGACUCUGGACCGCGAGGAGCGCGCUGUGUGGCGAUUUGUCGUCCUGGCCACAGAUGAAGGUGGCGAAGGUCUGACAGGCUUCACUGAUGUAAUCAUUAAUGUUUGGGAUAUCAAUGACAAUGCCCCGGUCUUCACCUGCGUCCCCAGCUGCCAAGGAGAUGUGGCAGAGAACUCGGUAGUAGGGACGUCUGUGAUGGAAAUGACAGCCACGGACCAGGACGACUCCGCUGUAGGGCAGAAUGCUGUGCUCUCUUACAGGAUUGUGGGUAGUCUAGAUGGCACUAACAUUGAGGUAGGAGGAGUGCCGACUUUCUCAGAAAUGUUUACCAUAAACCCCACCACAGGAACAAUCACUGUCGCCAUGGGUGGUCUGGACCGAGAGCAGGUUGAGUCGUACCUCCUGGUCGUGGAGGCCAGAGAUGGUGGAGGGAUGACUGGUACUGGAACUGCUACCAUUCAAAUCAAGGAUGUGAACGACCAUGCUCCAAGGUUCACGGAUCACUCCUGCUUAGCAAGGAUCUCAGAGAAUGCAGACCCCAAUGCAGAGGUAUUGGAGCUUGCUGCAGAGGACAGAGAUACUGGAGAAAAUGCCCAGCUCACUUUCAGUGUUGUGUCUGGAGACCAAGAGCAGAAGUUUUACAUGGUCAGUCACAAGCAGGAGCAGCGUGGCACCCUGCGGCUGAAGAAACGCCUGGACUAUGAACGCCACAGCGAGCAGAGGUUCAACCUCACUCUAAAGGUUGAAGAUCUGGACUUUUCCAGCCUUCUUCACUGUGUGGUGGAGGUAGAGGACUACAAUGACCAUGCUCCUGUCUUCAUUCCACACUUUCUUUCUCUCGCUCCGCUACCUGAGGACAUCUCCGUUGGUACUAGUGUGGCACGUUUGGUUGCCAGUGACUCUGAUUCAGGGCAGAACCGUGACAUCACCUACAGCCUAUCAGACGACUCAGAUCCUGAGGGGCUGUUCACCAUUGACCAAUCCGGUGUGCUCUCUGUUGCCCGGCCUCUGGACCGGGAGAGUAUACCCCAACAUCACUUGAUUGUCAUAGCAACCGAUCAUGGGGUCCCACCUUUAUCAGGGAGUGCAACAGUACAGCUGCCUCUGUUGGAUGUGAAUGAUAAUGGACCAGAGUUUGAGGCAGCAUACUCCCCAAUGGUAUUUGAGAAUGUGGCAGGACCACAGGUAGUGAGGUUGAACCAAACUUCGACCCUCCUCCGAGCUGUGGACCAGGACUCUCCAGAGAAUGGCCCCCCCUUUCACUUCACUAUCCCCCCUGAGUAUCGCCACAACAAUGACUUCUACCUCCAAGACAACCUGAAUGGCACUGCCACACUAACAGCUCUGCGGAUGUUUGACCGUGAACGCCAGAAAGAAUUCCUCAUUCCUAUUAUCAUGAGUGACAGCGGCCGUCCAGCCAAAACCGUGACCACCACCCUGACAGUGACUAUAGGAGACCAAAAUGAUCAUGCGCAUGUGGCAGGGGAGAAAAAGAUAUUCAUCAAUAGUCACCGAGGCCGUAUGCCAACCACAGUGCUUGGUAAGGUCUACUCUCCUGACCCUGAUGACUGGGACAACAAGACUUACGUCUUUGAAGGACAUGUGCCAAGUUACUUUAUCCUGAACAAGAGAACAGGUUUCUUGAUCAUCAAGGAGAAUGCCCCACCUGGCACCUAUCAGUUCCAGGUCCGCGUGUCCGAUGGAAUUUGGCCCGAUGCUGUCUCCACUGUCACUGUGCAUGUGAGGGAGCUGCGAGACGAGGCCAUCUACAACUCGGGGUCCCUCCGACUGGCAGACAUCACAGCAAAGGAGUUCAUUGAACUGAGAGGGAAGCAGCGGAGCCGCUACGAGCUGCUGGUGGACUUCCUGUCUGAGAUGCUCUCUGUUCCACCUGAUGAUGUCAACAUCUUUAGCCUAAUAGAUGUGAGGGAGCGAAUGCUGGAUGUUCGCUUUGCUGUGCACGGUGGCCCGUCCUUCCUCCAGCCUGAGAAAAUGCACGGUUAUCUGGCUGCCCACAAACAAAAGCUCCAGUCAUUCCUGCAGGUCAGCGUGUUCCAGGUGCGGGCAGAUGAGUGUCCCUCUUCGGAGUGUGCCGGGACCGGCGGCUGCACAAGCUCUUUGAAUGUGCGAGACACACCCACAGUGGUGGAUUGUGGGACUAUGAGUCUUGUAUCUGUGACAGUGGAAUCCACCGCUGUGUGCUCUUGCACAGGUAGAGAGCAGACCCAUCAGCCCUGCGCCGCAUAUCCCAGAAACCCCUGCUUCAACGGCGGAGUGUGUGUGGACACACAGCACGGUUACAGGUGCCAAUGCCCAGCUCAGUUUGAAGGGCCUGAGUGCCAGCAGAACAGACACAGUUUCCACGGUAAUGGCUAUGCCUGGUUCCCUCCCAUGAUGCCUUGUUUCGAGAGUCACAUGUCGCUGGAGUUCAUCACAGAUGUGGCUGAUGGACUGCUGCUGUACAGCGGCCCCUUAGCCCAGCUGCAGACCUGGGACCACGAGGACUUCAUGGCCAUAGAGCUAAUAGAUGGGACCCCCACCUUGAAAAUCAACCAUGGCUCUGGCAUAGUGGUGCUACAGUUGCCAGGCAACGUGAACGUGGCAGACAGGCGCUGGCAUCGGCUGGAUGUCCGCAGCAACAGCAAGGAAGUGCGUUUCACCCUGGAUCGGUGCUCCGGAGCAGCAGUGAUGGAGAGGGAGGGUCUGGGCAGCUGGCUGACCACAGAGGACCACUCCUCCUGUGAGGUGACAGGCGUCACACCCAACAAUGACAGACACCUGAACAUGAGCCAGGUACUGCAGCUCGGUGGUGUGAACGAGGACAUCCCCUACAUCUACCCUCAGCUUCAGCACAAACACUUCACUGGCUGCAUCCGCAACUUCAUCGUGGACAGCAAGCUGUAUGAUUUGGGCUCCCCGGCCGAUUCCCAGUCCAGCUCCCCGGGCUGCCUGACCACCGACAGCAGCUGUGUCAACAUGGGCUAUCCGUCCUGUGGCCACCGGGGUCGCUGUCACGGCGAGUGGGGCUCCUUCAGCUGCCAGUGUGUGCCUGGGUACACAGGACACCAGUGUGAAGAGGAGGUCCCAGAGUAUUCCUUUGACGGACAUAGUAACGUGCACUACCAGUUGGCAUCCCCGCUGCCAGCCCGAAAGACGUGGGUUCAAGUCCUUGUUCGAACCCGCAAACACAGCAGCACCAUCCUCACUCUGAUCUCCAAGGAGCAGAGCGAAUACCUACGACUAGAGAUCUUCCAGGGCCUCCUCUGUGUUUUCUACAACCUCGGUGACGGAGACUACAACGUGACCCUGCCCACGUAUCGGCUGGACAAUGGGGAAUGGCAUGAGGUCCUCCUGGAUCGCCAUGACAACGAGACGACGCUGAGACUGGACGGCGGUGGAGGGCAGCGCGAGGUCACGGGAUCGCGAGGCCGGAGCAGAGAAAUCAUUAUUGACCCCAGUGUGGUGAUUCUGGGCAAUACCUUCCCAUCUGUGGUCAACAAAAGCUUCCAGGGCUGCAUGAGGGACCUACGCCUCAAUGGUCGCUAUAUGCCGAUGGACAGCCAGCCGCGAGAUGGGGUUUCCCAGGUCAGCGUACAGGGCCUCUCCCUCGGGUGCUCGUCUGAUUCCUGCAAAAAGAACCAGUGUAGCGCCCCGUUCACCUGCGUCGACUUGUGGAGAGUGCACGAAUGCAGAUGUCCUCCUGGACACAUGAUCCGAGUGAACGGGUCCAAAAAGUCCUGUGUCUACACUCUCUGCGCCACGCGGCCUUGUCACAGGGGGACCUGUGUGGCCCAGUCACCCUCCAAAUUCACCUGCCACUGCCCGGAGGGGUACAGAGGACACCACUGCGAGACGCCACUGGCCAUCUACAGGGAGGACGUGGGCCUGAGCUUCAGCUCUCUCUUCGCCAUCUGCAUCUGCUUCAUGGCCUUAUUAGUGCUGCUGCUGGGCAUUUUCCUCUACACCCGCUGGAGGAGCUACAAAGGGCUGAAGGAGGGCGUUUACCACGUCUCAGCGCACCACGACGGAUGGGAGGACAUCCGAGAGAACGUCCUCAACUAUGACGAGGAGGGAGGUGGGGAGGAGGACCAGAAUGCCUAUGACAUGGCAGAGCUGCAGAAGUCCCUCCAGCCGAGCCCGGCCCAGUCGGUCCAGUACUGCCGCUCCAGAGCCCUGCACCACCCUCCUCCUCCUCACCAUCACCACCACUUGCUACACCAGGCGCCCCCUGCCACGCCCUCCGUCCAGCCGCUGGACUCCCUCAGUCGGACAGCCAGCUCCACAACCCUGCCCCCCUCAGCAGCCUCCACCUCCUCCACCGCUACCACCACCACCAGCAUCCGCAGGGAUGUCCCCCCUGCAAGGCUCCCGGCCCAGGGCCAAGCCCGGCCCUCCCAGCUGGCGCGCCGCUCCCUGUCCUUCUCCAGCCAGGACCUGGCACGCUACCUGUGCGAGAUCAUCCGCGAUGCCGACCAGCAUCCAGACACUGGGCCUUUCGACUCCCUGCAGGUCUUCUCCACUGAGGGAGGAGGCUCGCCCGCCGGGUCCCUCAGCUCUUUCAGCUCAGCGGGGCUGGAUGGGGCCAGUGGCGGGGAAGGAGGAGGGGAGGCGAGGAGAGAGGAGACACUCGAGGAGUGGGGGCCUCGCUUUGAGAAGCUGCGGGCCUUGUAUGAGCGAGCGGAGGCCAGCGACCUCUGA
This is a messenger RNA of Paralichthys olivaceus (Japanese flounder), 8013 nucleotides long. The record is from RefSeq and is a predicted model, not a curated record. Lineage: Eukaryota; Metazoa; Chordata; Actinopteri; Pleuronectiformes; Paralichthyidae.